AUCACUAACACGCGGUGUUCAUUGUGAAGGACACAUCGCCUAUUACGCAGUUCGGAAUCGGACACACAGCACGCCUGUUUGAUUAUAAUAAGAAGAGACCGAGCCGGCGAGCUUCAGUUCGAAUCGAAAUGCAUCGCUGGGUAGGCAAAGUUGCUCUCCUCACUGAGAUGGCCGAGGGUGCUGGACCCUCACUGGCCAAACACCUCGUCAACAGAGGCGUCCGCGUCAUUGGAUUGGCGAAAAGGGUUGAUAAUUUGGGGAGCUCCGGCCAGCACGGCCAAGUCCCGGGCGGCUCCGGCGGAACCCUUUACGCUCACAAUUGCGACAUCACAAAAGGCGAGGACAUUAUGCGCGUCCUGAGGUGGACCCGUGCCCGACUCGGGGGUGUGGACAUUCUCAUCAACAAUGCACAGGCACAUAAAGACACGGAGCUGAUGAACCCGCGCACCAUUUCGCCUUACUUGCACUGCGCCUUCAUGACCGAGGUUUUGCGGGACAUGCAGGACUCCAAGGACGAGGGCCACGUCGUCAAUAUCGGCAGUGUGGCUGAUAAGCUCUUCCCGUACUUUGGAAUUUACGAGCACAGACACGCUGGAGACGGCGUCAGCCAGCAUGAAAUCCACCUCGAGGCCGGCAACAAAAUCAAAGUCACAAACAUUGUACCCGACGUUUUAGGAAGCAAGGAUCUUGUUCACAUUUUGGAGGAAGCUCUGCAGCGAUUCCCCCACCAGGAACAAGAGAAGGUCGCCUCGGUCGCUCUGUGAGCCAACACUGAAAUGAACUGCUGCCUUUGAAGAAAGAUACUCCGCACCUAAAAUUUAUAUUUGUAUAAUGACUAUGUAAAUAAUACUUGUAAGGAGAGAACAAACUUUGCUGGAAUUUUGUAUGUCGAGUCUGAGACGGUUUUUUUUAACAAAAUAUUAUGCAAACUCGUAAAUGAAAAAACCAAAAAUACUUUCCUCUCGCUUUUCAUACAAUUCUUCUAGGAAAGAGAAAAAGACUUUACUGUUAACUUUUAGUUCAUAAUGACCCCCUAAAGUGUGUUAAGACUCUUCAUUAAUGCAGAGGAUAAUUUUAAUAAACUCCAAAAAAAUUAAACUGCUGAAAAAGGUAUUU
Neocloeon triangulifer is the source of this 1116-nucleotide messenger RNA. RefSeq names its product farnesol dehydrogenase-like. Bases 129 to 764 code for a protein of 211 amino acids. The transcript is spliced from 6 exons. Lineage: Eukaryota; Metazoa; Arthropoda; Insecta; Ephemeroptera; Baetidae. The record is from RefSeq and is a predicted model, not a curated record.